Molecule: messenger RNA, 996 nt
Organism: Rhizophagus irregularis DAOM 181602=DAOM 197198
Lineage: Eukaryota; Fungi; Glomeromycota; Glomeromycetes; Glomerales; Glomeraceae
Source: RefSeq, a predicted model, not a curated record
AUGCCUGAAUUCCAUGCUAAACCAUAUUUUUCGGUUCUUUUAAUACGUGAGUCAAAUAGCAUUAAUGUAUUAUUGGAUGAUAAGAUAAUUUGUUACUAUGACUCUCAAGAAUUUAAAAAUUUUGUUAAGAUUGGCUCUGGAGGAUUUUCUACGGUUCAUGUCGCAUAUUGGAAGAACACAACAAAAUUUGCGAUUAAAGAAUUUAAUGAAAAUUUAAACUCCAUGGAAGAAAUUAUUAACGAAAUUAAUUUAAUGAUGAUAGCAUCUCAUCCAAAUAUAAUUCGAUUUUAUGGAGUUACGAAAUUAAAAGAUGAAUCGGAUGGAAUAAAUUAUUCAUUCGAAAUCCAAUUUAAGUUUGCCAAAGAAAUUACAGGUGCAAUUUUAUGGUUACAUGAUAACAAAAUCAUACAUGGAGAUCUUCAUUCCAAAAAUAUUUUAAUACAUCAAAAUACAAUAAAAUUAUCAGAUUUUGGAUGUUCACGUUUGCGUCAACAAGAAAAAGUUUCCUAUCUACCUACUAAACCACGUGGCAUAAUACCUUACGUUGAUCCUAAAAUUCUUAAUAAUGUUAAGGGUUACGAUUUAAACGAAAAAUCAGAUAUUUAUAGUUUAGGAGUUAUAUUCUGGGAAUUGACUAGUUGUUCAUCACCUUUCAAUUAUGAAACAAGGAAUGAUAAUGCAUCUAUUAUAUUAAAAAUUCUUGAUGGUGAAAGAGAAAAACCUAUUCCAAACACAAACGAUAAAUUCGUUGCGCUUUAUGAAGAAUGUUGGAGACAAGAACCAGAUGAAAGACCAAAUAUUCACAAAGUAAAUUCGGAACUUGAUAAAAUUAUUGAUUCUACUGAUCCUAAAGUCAGCACAAGCUUAGCAAAUAAUUUUAAAAAUGAAAGUGAAACAACAGUAAUAUUAAGAAAUGAUGAUUCUGACUUAUUGAACUUACCAAACUUACCAAGUUGCGAUGAUUGUGACAUAAAUUCCGAUAAGUAUCAAAUAUAA